AUGAGUUUGGUGGUAGUGAUUACGGAGAUAGAUAGCGGUUACGAAGGUUGGUGGGGAUUUAGGAUUUUGGAAAUGCAUUUGAUGUGGGAGUUAUUCCAUUCAACCCUGACGGUUGGCGAUUGUUGGAAAUUGCGUUCGUGGAGUGGUACAUGUUCCUUUUCUUUUCUUGUUUGUGAUUUCUGCCUCAACUUUCUUAUUGCAACAUUGUGGAAAUUGAUGCUAUGGUUGGAAACGCCACUUAAGGUUGAAUUUGAGGUGCGACGGAGGCUUACAGGAAGAAUGAGGGAUGAAGUGGAUAAUGCUAUCAAGUUAAGGAAGUUGUCACCUAAGUUUCUCGACCCCUAUGAGCUUCUUAGGCGGAUUGGACUAGUAGUUUACAAGAUAGCGUUACCACCACUCCUCCCGUGGACGCACAAGGAUUCCGCCGUUUAUGCGCUUCACACUGCGUGCUUCACACUGCGCUUUCUAUCCAGAAAAUCCAAGAAAGACAAAAGGUCUAAACCAAAGAAUGAUGUGCACAACCAGGUGACCCCUCUUCCUGAGCUAAUUGUCGAGCCAACAAAUGCAAGAUCAAUGUCCUUUGUUGGAACACACGAGUACUUGGCCCCAGAGAUCAUCAAGGGUGAAGGGCAUGGAAGUGUUGUGGACUGGUGGACAUUUGGCAUAUUCCUGUAUGAGCUUCUGUUUGGUAGAACACCAUUCAAAGGUCCUGCAAACCGUGCAACUUUGUUCAAUGUAAUUGGUGAGCCUCUAAGAUUUCCAGAAUCUCCAACCGUUAGCUUUGCUGCCAGAGAUUUGAUCAGAGGGUUGCUUGUGAAGGAGCCCUAG
Molecule: messenger RNA, 828 nt
Organism: Vigna umbellata (rice bean)
Lineage: Eukaryota; Viridiplantae; Streptophyta; Magnoliopsida; Fabales; Fabaceae
Source: RefSeq, a predicted model, not a curated record